AAUUAACACAUACAUAAUAUAUAUACACAAUGUCUAAAGGAAAAGUUUGUUUAGCUUACUCUGGUGGUUUAGAUACUUCCGUUAUCUUAGCCUGGUUAUUAGAACAAGGUUACGAAGUCAUUGCCUUUUUAGCCAACAUUGGUCAAGAAGAAGAUUUCGAAGCUGCUGAAAAGAAGGCCUUGGCUAUUGGUGCCACCAAGUUUGUCGUUGUUGAUGUCCGUAAGCAAUUUGUGGAAAAGGUUUGUUUCCCAGCCAUCCAAGCUAAUGCCAUUUACGAAAACGUUUACUUGUUGGGUACCUCUUUAGCCAGACCAGUUAUUGCUGAAGCUCAAAUCAAGGUUGCCGAAGAAAACGGCUGUUUUGCCGUUUCCCACGGUUGUACCGGUAAGGGUAACGAUCAAGUCAGAUUUGAAUUGUCAUUCUACGCUUUGAAGCCAGAUGUCGUUGUUAUUGCUCCAUGGAGAGACCCAGAAUUCUUCAACAGAUUUGCCGGUAGAAAGGAUUUGUUGGAAUAUGCUGCUUCUAAGAAUAUUCCAGUUGCUCAAACCAAGGCCAAGCCAUGGUCUACCGAUGAAAACUUGGCUCACAUUUCUUUCGAAGCUGGUAUCUUGGAAAACCCAGAUACUACUCCACCAAAGGAUAUGUGGAAGUUGACUGUUGACCCAACUGAUGCCCCAGAUGUUCCAGAACAAUUCUCUGUUGUUUUUGAAAAAGGUUUACCAGUUAAGUUGAUCUUGGACGGUGGUAAGAAGGUUGUUUCUGACCCAGUUGAAUUAUUCAUUGAAGCCAACUCCUUGGCUAGAAGAAACGGUGUUGGUAGAAUCGAUAUCGUUGAAAACAGAUUUAUCGGUAUCAAGUCCAGAGGUUGUUACGAAACUCCAGGUUUGACCAUUUUAAGAAACGCCCAUGUUGAUUUAGAAGGUUUGACUUUGGAUCGUGAAGUCCGUGCCAUCAGAGAUCAAUUUGUCACUACUACUUACUCCAAGAUCUUGUACAAUGGUAUGUACUUUACUCCAGAAGGUGAAUACGUUAGAUCCAUGAUCCAACCAUCUCAAAACACCGUUAACGGUGUUGUUAGAGCUGCUGCUUACAAGGGUUCCGUUACUAUUUUAGGUAGAUACUCUGAAACUGAAAAGUUGUACGAUGAAACCGAAUCUUCUAUGGAUGAAUUAACUGGGUUCUCUCCAGAAGACACCUCUGGAUUCAUCGCUGUCCAAGCCAUCAGAAUCAAGAAGUACGGUGAAGCUGCCAGAGAAAAGGGUAACUCUUUAACUUUGUAAAUUUAACGAGAUAGUUAUGUGUAUAUAUAAUUUAAUUUAUUGUCAUGGUCAUAUAAAAAAGAUUCACGUAAAAGUGUCUCUAAAGCUGGAUAAAUUAUCUAAGAAUGUCGUAGGUGUCUUUCCAAUAAGGUUGACUGGUAUACUUCGUUUUGCAACUGUAUUAGUUUUGCUUAAUUCGAGAUGACUACGCAACUGAACUAUGAGUGAGUCCAAGACUUCAUACUGUGACUUGGUCAGACUCUUAACAUCCUCACGGAAGUCCUGCCUAUGAUUUAGGUAAUAGUACGCUGUCAACCACAACACCUUAUUAAACAUAGGAAAUCUAAAUCGUGAAGGAACUUUAGUUGUUUUUUCAAUAUUAUUAAUACUCAAUUGCAUCUUCAUAUCUCUUAAGGUAAGAUAAUUACCACCAAUAACUAUUGAAUCUUCAGGGGUAUGAACAGCAUGGAUCCAUCCACUAGGAAUAAUAAACAAAUCUCCUGGAUGUAACGUAACCUUAAACCCAUUUUCCGGUGAUAUCCGUUGUUUGUUCUUGACUAUCGAGUACUCUCCAAACCACAUAAAGUUUUGGCUAGGUUCGAGACACCAAGAGGUGUAUAACUCCAAGUUGUUUUCUGUUGGUGGAUACAUCAAGAAAGUUUUGAGUCCCAGACAUACAGUAUAAUACACGGACGUUCCCCCAAAAUCAAUAUGAAAGUCAGUAAAUGAGUUCUUGACCGACAUUAAACAAUACUUUGUGACUUUUGAUCGAGGCUGUUCAUCCUCUUUAUCCCAUACUUUAUCGACAAGAUCCAAAUCACGAACCAUUUUGGGUCUGAUGAACGUAUCACCGAGACCUUCUACCAGGGAUAUCUCCAAGGAAAUGACAUUUCUUAUUCGAUCCCGAGAUAUUUCGUCAGUCAUGAAGUAAUCUCGCCAUUGUCCCAUUUUCCAACCUGGUUGCACGCUCUGUUGAGUGAGGACAUCCAUUACUUCCACAGGUUCGUCUUCUCCCACAAGAUUUGUAAUGUAUUGAAUGGUGAUUUUCUUACGGUCGGCAGGUAAUUCCAUACCCACUUUGGACAAAUCGGCAUUGGUGAUUAGAAUUGGCUUUACCAUCUGUGAAUCAAGGGCAUAUUCUUUAGUUAGUUCGUCUACACUGUUGAUACACUGGUCGAUAGCACUUUCAGAGGUAAACUCCAAAAACUUGCUUAAGUGGGGGUGACUUGACUUGUCUACGGCAAAAGCAUCACCUUCAUUCAAUGCUACAUAGUCAAUUGAUACUUUUGCACGUUUAGAUUUCCGUUUAAACACGGAUGGUCCAUGGACUUUACUGCACUGUUUGCAAUGGUAAGAAUGUAAGUUAUUUAUUUCUGCCGGGGUGAGUCGUACACACUGGGCAUGGAACCAUUGAUUGCAUACGUCACAUUGGAUCCAUGAUAUAUUGGUAAUAGACUUUGAGUCGUCUAUGGGGUUGGAUGUACAAAUUGGACAUGUGUCUGUUGUAGUUGGCAUAUUCAGUAGUAAACAAC
Messenger RNA from Spathaspora passalidarum NRRL Y-27907, 2791 nucleotides. It is a transcript of the gene ARG1, whose product is annotated as argininosuccinate synthase. The record is from RefSeq and is a predicted model, not a curated record. The transcript has a single exon. Lineage: Eukaryota; Fungi; Ascomycota; Pichiomycetes; Serinales; Debaryomycetaceae. Gene Ontology annotation, molecular function: ATP binding; argininosuccinate synthase activity. Gene Ontology annotation, cellular component: cytoplasm. The coding region runs from base 30 to 1280 and encodes 416 amino acids. Gene Ontology annotation, biological process: urea cycle; L-arginine biosynthetic process.